AUGACACAGGGAAAACUUUUUGCCGCAACCAAAACCCCAAAUUCAGAAGGCGAACAGGGAGGCCCCGAGAAAAGAGAACCCAUGUCGGCAUCAACUGCUCCCCCCACUUAUGAGGAGGCAACUGUGGGCGCCAAGAAUAACAGCCCAUCACCAUCAGCACCUAUGCACCCCAGCUGGGCCUACGUGGAUCCAAGUCGCAGCCCAAGUUAUGGAAGUGGUGGUUUCUCUGGUGAGAGUGAGCUAUUUUCCUCAUUCAGUUGGGAUGAUAAGAAUGUCCGACGGAUUUUCAUCAGAAAGGUCUAUAUUAUCCUGAUGAUUCAGCUCUCCUUCACAGCUGGAGUUAUUGCUCUGUUCACCUUCUGCGACCCUGUCAAGAUUUACAUUCAGGCGCGUCCUGGCUGGUACUGGGCUUCAUAUGCUAUCUUCUUUGUUACCUAUAUGACCCUGGCCUGCUGCCCUGGACCAAGGAGGUAUUUUCCAUGGAACCUGAUCCUCCUGAGCAUUUUUACUCUGGCCAUGUCUUACAUGACGGGAAUGAUGUCCAGCUUCUACAAUACAAAAUCGGUUCUGCUUUGCUUUGCCAUCACAGCACUGGUGUGUUUUGCGGUUACAAUAUUCAGUUUUCAAACUAAGUUUGACUUUACCUCCUGCCAUGGGGUUCUGUUUGUGUUGCUGAUAGUCCUUUGCAUCAGUGGCUUGGUCCUGGCGAUUGUGUUGCCGUUUCAAUAUGUUCCCUGGCUUCAUGCUGUUUAUGCAGUGCUUGGCGCUAUCAUUUUUACAAUGUUCCUGGCCUUUGACACGCAGCUACUGAUAGGGAAUCGCCGGUACGCGAUCAGCCCUGAGGAGUACAUCUUUGGGGCGCUGAAUAUCUACCUGGACAUCAUUUACAUCUUCACCUUCAUGCUGCAGAUUUUUGGCACCAAUAGAGAAUGA
Molecule: messenger RNA, 933 nt
Organism: Carcharodon carcharias (great white shark)
Lineage: Eukaryota; Metazoa; Chordata; Chondrichthyes; Lamniformes; Lamnidae
Product: protein lifeguard 2-like
Exons: 12
Coding region: 1-933 (310 amino acids)
Biological process (GO): negative regulation of apoptotic signaling pathway
Cellular component (GO): endoplasmic reticulum; membrane; Golgi apparatus
Source: RefSeq, a predicted model, not a curated record